AUGGGUUUCAGCAAGCCAACACCAGCAAUGGUGCAGCACAUGAGGCCAUUGUAUAUCACCGCCGAUGUGAAUGACAUCAAGGUUAGCAAGAUCAUGGUAGACACAGGUGCUGCAGUCAACAUCUUGACCACCAGAACCAUGCAUCUGCUAGGGAUCAAGAAAGAGAAGAUACAAUCCACGUUCCUUACACUAAAGAACUUCGCUGGGACUAUAACCAAAACAUUGGGUUUGAUUUUCCUACAAGUCAAGGUGGGUCUAGCAGAAGGGGUUUACGCUUUCUUUGUUACAGAUUGCUACGCGGCAUAUAGCGUAAUUCUCGGCCGCGACUGGAUCCACCGAAGUUAUUGUGUCCCAUCCAUCCUUCAUCAGGAGCUGAUCAUAUGGGACAGAGUCGCGGACAAGGAGGAAAUUGUCAAAGCAGACCCGCGACUUUUUUGGUGUCCGCCAGCUACGUGGACGCAAGUUCGAAAGAAGAAUGGCAAAAUGAGGGUAUGCGUCGACUACCGUGAUCUCAAUAAGGCCACUCCCAAAGACGUUUACCCCAAGCCAGUAGCGGACAUGUUGGUGGAUGCAGUAGCUGGUCAUGAACUUCUCUCCUUUAUGGAUGGAACUUCCAGUUACCAUCAGAUUCCAGUGGCGGAAGAAGAUAGACACAAAACUGCUUUUAGAUGCCCAGGUUUCGCAGGAGUUUUUGAAUACGUGGUCAUGCCUUUUAGUUUGAAGAACGCGGGAGCCACGUACUAG
Messenger RNA from Rosa chinensis, 744 nucleotides. RefSeq lists its product as uncharacterized. The record is from RefSeq and is a predicted model, not a curated record. The transcript is spliced from 2 exons. The coding region runs from base 1 to 744 and encodes 247 amino acids. Lineage: Eukaryota; Viridiplantae; Streptophyta; Magnoliopsida; Rosales; Rosaceae.